Molecule: messenger RNA, 276 nt
Organism: Guillardia theta CCMP2712
Lineage: Eukaryota; Cryptophyceae; Pyrenomonadales; Geminigeraceae
Exons: 3
Coding region: 1-276 (91 amino acids)
Source: RefSeq, a predicted model, not a curated record
AUGGCUGUUGCUAAAGAUGACAUUCAGCUGUUCCUUGAGGGGAUCAAGAAAUAUCACGAGCCCAAUAUUCACGGGGCUCCUGUGGACGAUCAGCGACGGGUUGGUCUCGGUCAGGGGAUAGCUGAGCUGAUAGCUGAACAUGUCAAGACGAGAAGCGUGGCGCAAGUGCGUUCUCAUGCGCAGAAGUACUUCAUCAAGCAAUGGAAACACAAAGACGGGCAGGAGGAGGUGAAGAAAGAGGAUGAAGAGAAGGAGGAGAAGGAGGAGGAGAUGUAA